CUGUACUAAUCUGAAUCUUCUCAUUGCAAAGUUAAGAGUUUAAAGUGUUGAAUCGUUUGAGCGAUGGAUUCUUCAGCAAAAGUAAAGAAGGGAGCUGGAGGAAGGAAAGGCGGUGGCCCCAAGAAGAAGCCUACCUCAAGGUCCGUUAAAGCUGGACUCCAAUUCCCCGUCGGAAGGAUCGGCCGUUAUUUGAAGAAAGGAAGGUACUCGCAGCGGGUUGGAACUGGAGCCCCAGUUUACUUGGCUUCUGUUCUCGAGUACUUAGCCGCUGAGGUUUUGGAAUUGGCCGGAAACGCUGCACGUGAUAACAAGAAGAACAGGAUCAUCCCGAGGCACUUGCUGCUGGCUGUGAGGAACGAUGAAGAAUUGGGGAAGCUUCUCGCCGGCGUCACCAUCGCUCACGGUGGAGUAUUACCAAACAUCAACCCAGUUUUGUUGCCAAAAAAGACUGAAAAGGCAGCUAAAGAACCCAAAUCGCCAUCAAAGGCUACCAAGUCUCCUAGGAAAGCUUAGUUUGAAUUAAGAAACCUGGAUUUUUUUAGUGGCUUUAGAUUUCCAGUUAUAUGUUAUUUGGAAGAAUUUUCUUUGUGCUUUUGUUUCGUAGGGGAGGAAUAUUUAAAAGCAAAUUCGAAGAUUUGCAAAGAAUCCUAGCAUCAUUUGUAUGCUACUUCAAUGGAAAUGAAACACCUUGUCCAGAA
Molecule: messenger RNA, 698 nt
Organism: Hibiscus syriacus
Lineage: Eukaryota; Viridiplantae; Streptophyta; Magnoliopsida; Malvales; Malvaceae
Product: histone H2A-like
Exons: 2
Coding region: 64-513 (149 amino acids)
Cellular component (GO): nucleosome
Molecular function (GO): DNA binding; structural constituent of chromatin; protein heterodimerization activity
Source: RefSeq, a predicted model, not a curated record